Sebastes umbrosus (honeycomb rockfish) is the source of this 5394-nucleotide messenger RNA. It is a transcript of the gene polrmt, whose product is annotated as polymerase (RNA) mitochondrial (DNA directed). The transcript is spliced from 21 exons. Gene Ontology annotation, cellular component: mitochondrial DNA-directed RNA polymerase complex. Lineage: Eukaryota; Metazoa; Chordata; Actinopteri; Perciformes; Sebastidae. Bases 72 to 4040 code for a protein of 1322 amino acids. Gene Ontology annotation, biological process: mitochondrial transcription. Gene Ontology annotation, molecular function: protein binding; DNA-directed RNA polymerase activity; mitochondrial promoter sequence-specific DNA binding. The record is from RefSeq and is a predicted model, not a curated record.
ACGACGAUCGCUCCUCGUUGACUAGCUUGGUCUGUAAAAUGGCGUCCUAGGUCUCAGUAGUAACGCGGUUGAUGAGACAUGUCAACAUGUCUCUGCUCAGAGUUUGUGCCUUUGCUAAAUGUUUAAGCCGUCGCAGUUUAUUUGGCAUUGUUCGCGUGUCUCUUGCGGACCGCUGUCAGCUGUGUGUGUCUUUAAAGGACAGCUCAGUGAGACGAAUAUCAGAGACACCCUUGCAGCUUCAAAGAAGAAAUGUUUCGCUUGUAAUCCCAAGGAGAGAAGAUGCUAAGACGCGUGUACUGAAACAGUCUCAGUUGUUAGACGUGCUUGAGGCCAGGAUCCAGCAACUCCAAUCUGACACCGUUUUAGAUGUCCAGCAUGCAAAUGUGCAGUUUGUUAAAGCCCCCUCUUCUGGAAGAGGGGUUUUAUCUGCUAAGGGUCCCAAAAGCACACCAAAAGAGAAAACUGACAUUCCUAAAUCAGGAAAGACUGUUGCUAAAGGAGCUUCUAACUCGCGCUGGAUGGAAAAAUUGAAUCAGGAGAAUAAAAACAAACUCACAAUACAGCUCCGUCAGAAAAUACAGAAGAAUGUGAAGGAGAAACCUACAGCCAAAUCUAAAGGUAGCAAAAGCAGCUCGUUGUUCCCCGGUACAUCACAUAAAACCAUAUCUACCUCUGCUAAAAAGACUGUGCCUUUGAUUAAGAACAGCAGAAGUUGCACGGAAUUGUCGGAUGAGAUUCAUGCAGCAGUUUUUUCAACAGUCACCUCCGCUGCUGCUGCUGCAGCGGGGACAGCAGACAUGGCACAUAAAGUAUCUAAAGGGAAACAGAAGGUCUCUAAAAAUCAGGUUCCCGGUAAAGAGGACCAGAAGCAGACUGUUACUGAUGCCCAGGACAGGGCCAAAGAGCUGGCUGAGGUGGAGGACCUGGAGAGGACAGGACGCCUACAGAAGGACAGCAAGGGAACUGCAAGUGGGGACAUCCAGCUGAGCAUCUGUUGUUACCUGGAGGCGUGUGUGUUUGCUGGGAAUGUUGAGAGGGCUCACCGCUUCCUGCUCAGCCAGCACAGAGUCAUCAGUCGACGUAAACAUCUGAGCACGGAUGUCUACAACAUCAUGAUGAGAGUGUGGGCCAAGAAGGGCACAUUAAAUCACAUCGGCCGCAUAUUUAUUCUGCUAGAGGAGGCUAGUCUGAAGCCAAAUCUGGGAUCCUACUCUAGUGCCCUGGAGUGUAUGGGCCGCAAUUCCAACUCCUCACCAAAGAGCAUCUCAAGGUGCCUGAGCCAGAUGGAGGGGGAUGGCCUGUCUGUGGACGACCUGUUCAGCCGGUGUGUGUUCCGGCAGGAUGAGAGAGACAUGGUGCUAAAGGCCGUGCGCAUCGUCCAGCCCGACUACCAGCCCAACCUCAACGCAAGCACAAGCCAGUGCGCCUCAUCUCUGGUUCAGGACUUCUACACACAGAGGUCAGACCACCAGUACCCCAAACUGGACUUCACUCGGGAGGAGCUUCAGGAACGUUUCAAACAUCAGCUCAGCAUGGAACAGGCCUGCACCAUCACCAUCGACUCUGUAGAGGUUGCCAAGCCCGUCACUAAAAACAUGGUCAAAAUGAGGGAGGUGCUGGCGGAUCAGCGGGCACAGUGGCAGAAGAUCCUCCUGCAGGCCCUGAGGGAGAGUAAGAUGAUCCUGGCUAACACCAACACCAAGGACUUCAGGCUUAACCUUUAUCCCUACCUCUGUGUGCUGGAGGAUAGCGAGUAUGUUGACAUCAUGAUUCAGAGCAUUGCCGUCCUGCCUCCAAGUGGAGAGGCGCUGAAGAUUUUAGCCAGAGAUCUGGGCCACAGGGUCCACACCCAGUACUAUGUGCAGCAGAAGCACCAAAGUCAGAUGGUGGAAAAGUUAGGCAACAUUUACAACACUUACACGGACCUGCUGGCCAAAGAUACAAAGGAGUACGGCGUCCUUCCCAGAGAGCAUUGGUGUAAGCUGGAGAUGGACCACAGUUCAGGACCCACGCUGCAGGGAGGAGAGACCCACUGGCCAUACAUAGUAUCCCUGAAGCUGGGCACUUACAUGGUGGAUAUGAUGGUCAAGAACCUCAAAAUUAAUAGCGACAUCAUAAACCCGGCUUUCAACAGGAAGCUCAUCCCCAUCCUCUACCACAUGUACGCCUUCCGAAGCACCCGACAGGUCGGCUUCAUCAAACCUCACCCCAUCCUGUCUCAGAUGCAGCAGGAGGCCACGGAGACCAGGCUGACCUUUGACUCCUAUGUGAUGCCGAUGCUUUGCCCUCCUGUGCCCUGGACGUCUGCCAAGUUUGGAGCCUACCUGCUGACACCUACCAAGCUGAUGCGUACAGUGGAAGGGGCCACACAACACGAGGUUUUGUUGGAGAGAUGCCAGAACCUCCACGCUGUCCUGGACUCUCUCAACCAGCUGGGCAACUGUGCCUGGCGUAUCAACAAACCCUUGUUGGAUAUUAUCAUCUCCAUCUUCAAUGAUCGGGGUAACGAUAAGCUAGACAUCCCUCCUCCUAUGUCGGAAGCCCCCGGAAUACCCCACUUCAACACCCAAGAUCCUGCUUAUACCGCUUCUGAGAAAGCCCUCAUGAAGAGGGAGGUGAUAAAUGCCAAGAAGAAAAGCAGCGAGAUGCACAGCCUGCGUAUGAGUGCUCUAUAUAAACUCUCCAUCGCCAACCACAUGCGUGAUGAGAUCUUCUGGUUCCCUCACAACAUGGACUUCCGGGGACGUACCUACCCCUGUCCUCCGUACUUUAAUCACCUAGGAAGUGAUGUCACACGGGCUGUCCUUGUGUUUGCAGAGGGGAAGCCCCUCGGUCCGAAGGGACUGGACUGGCUAAAGAUCCACUUAGUCAAUCUGACAGGACUGAAGAAGAGGAGCUCACUAGAGGGACGGCUGGAGUACGCCAACACUAUCAUGGAGGACGUACUGGACUCUGCCGACAACCCUCUCAAUGGCAAGAUGUGGUGGAUGAAUACAGAUGAGCCGUGGCAGGCUCUGGGCUGCUGCAUGGAGAUAGCCAACGCUGUGAGAUCUCCUGAUCCAACGCAGUUCAUCUCUCAUUUUCCUGUUCACCAGGACGGCUCCUGUAAUGGUCUCCAGCACUACGCUGCUCUAGGCAGAGAUGUUAUUGGUGCAACAUCAGUCAACCUCAUGCCCUGUGACGUGCCCCAGGAUGUGUACAGCGGAGUAGCACAGCAGGUCGAGGAGUUCAGAGCGCGGGACGCAGCGAGUGGUAUGAAGACCGCCCAGGUCCUGGAGGGCUUCAUCAGCAGGAAGGUGGUCAAACAGACCGUGAUGACGGUCGUGUACGGGGUCACCCGCUACGGGGGACGCCUACAGAUAGAGAAAAGACUGAAGGAGAUUGAUGAGUUCCCCAAGGAGCAUGUAUGGGAUGCAUCUCAUUACCUGGUGCGUAUGGUGUUCAGCGGCUUAAAGGAGAUGUUUACAGGGACCAGAGAGAUCCAGGAUUGGCUGACAGAGAGCGCCAGGCUCAUCUCCAAGUCCGGCCACACUGUGGAGUGGGUGACACCCCUGGGUUUACCCGUCAUUCAGCCCUACCACCGCAAACGCAACCAAGUGCUGAAGAGUACCAUGCAGCAUAUCAACCUCCAGAUCACCCACGACGCCAAAGAGAGGCCAGACACAGUUAAACAGAAGAAUGCCUUCCCGCCAAACUUCAUCCACUCUCUUGACUCCACACAUAUGAUGCUGACUGCUCUCCACUGCUACAGUGCUGGCCUGACGUUCGUCUCAGUUCACGACUGUUUUUGGACCCACGCCAUCACGGUGGACACCAUGAACAAGGUCUGUCGGGAACAGUUUGUCGCUCUGCACAGCCAGCCAAUCCUUCAAGAGCUGUCCACCUUCCUGCUACAGAAAUACUGCACCGCACUCCCGACUGAGGCCAAGAACAAGAAGUACCAGGAGUACAGGAGGCUGAUGCUGCUGCUGGCCCAAGUGCCCCAGACAGGUGAUUUUGAUCUCCAGCGGGUGAAAGAAUCCACAUAUUUCUUCAGCUGAGAGGCUCAUGAGGGCGACCCAGCCGAGGGAGAUUGAUGGAAUUGACAGAGUGCGGCAGGGAGGCUGCAGACCUCCCGGAUCUCCACUGGCUUUUGUCUCCCUCAGACAUCAGGACAUUGAUCCAGCUGCGUGCUGCCUUCCUCCUCGUCCACAGGCUGGCUGGAGCUGUUAACACACAGUGAACCCGGCUGAUUAACUGGAAGACAGGGUGGGACACUCAUCCAGGCGAAAUGAUGAGGGAAUCAGCGCCGGAUGGGAAUGUUAAGACUUCAAUCAGUGAAAAGUACCUCUUAUAAUGGACGCUGAGACCAUAUUCAGGUGUGUGUGUGUGUGUGAGUGUGUGUACAUGAGCCAUACUGACUUCAUCACUCAGCAACACUUCUGCUGCUCGAUAAACUUUUCAACUACAAACUGUAAUCGCUAGUGAUUGGUGGCGUGAAGACCUCCACAGAGCGCUGACUUGCCUCUGCGCCUAUCCCACCUAAUCAUCGAUCCCGUCACUUACUGUAUAACAGGAUGAUCUCUGACACGAUAUUCAAACAUUCAAACAUUUAAACUGAAGAAGUUUGAAAAAGAGACGUUUAAGAGGAAACGUACUGAAAUGGAGGAUACAGGACUCUAAGAGAAAUGUGGAAGGACGAGUCAAGGACAGCUUGUGUCACAGUGUACUCUUGAUUCUUACCUUCUCGGACUGACUAAGCACCCGACAGUUGCCCUAAAAUAAAUGUGUUUCUUAAAAUGUCUCUCCUUAGUCAUUCAGUGAUUCAAAGAAAUAGCUGAUAUUCUUAGUGUGCUUAAAUAGGAUGAAUGAGAGAGCCUGUUAUUUAGUUAUAUCUGCAUAUUUCAGUUCUAUUGUGUAUCAUGAGAUGAAGGCCUCCUUUUAGAUGCACCACAAAGGGUUUGCAGGCUUCACUAAUCAACUCAGAUCUUAUUUUUCUGGGCCAGUGCUGCAUCUAGAAGUAAAAAUAGCAGAAGUGCUAUCUGAUCAUUGCUGGAAACGUUACAGCAGUUUCUGACAAAAGGUGCCGUUGAUGUUCAAAGGCAAAUGUAGACUGAGCCAAACAAAGCUGGCUGAGUGACAAUGUAAUGAAAUGGAAAUAAUCUGCGAGGGGGCAUGAAUAGUGCGCUGAUUAGACUGUAGGUUUUCACAUGAUUUGCAUGGAGAUGCUCCUCAUAUUUUAUGACGGGCGUGAGACUAGACCUGUGACUUUGAUCAGUUAUUUUAUUAUUUUGGUAAAAAAUGAGCAAUCACCUAAUGACUUGAUUUUACUGUGAACUCUUCUUUGAACUGUGUUAUUCAUGCACAAUGUACUUUCUGUGGGGACCAGCCAUAAAUAUUGAAUAUUAGAAAUUA